AUGGCUGUACAUCAAACGACAAAGGACGCCUUUGGCCCUGGAACAUUCGUUGAUCGCGACUUCAUUGGUGUGCCUGCCGAUGCGAGUAGGCUACUGAAACAUCUGGCUGGUAUCACACCUGGCUUCACGACCGAGGAGGCUGCCCUGAAUGAUGUCGAAUUCUCUGGGGGGGAACUACCCAUCAUCCCAGGACCCUUGAAAUCGCAGGUCUUUUCCGCCGUUCUACAUGCCAUGAUCGGCAUUGUUGCCAAAGAGAUCAGCGCACUUAAGGGCAUCCAAACGGGUAAAAUUCACAUCGACACUGACAAGUGUGGUCUGUACCCUGCCACCGUAGCCCUCGUCGACAUCGACGGUAAAGAACUCGGUGAUGUCAAGACCGAUGGCACCCUUACAAAAGCCAGUCUGGAUGUUGACAAGGGCUGCGUCAGCAAGAAUCACAUGUACAUUCGCUCGUGGGCCAUCUACCCAACUCGGGAUCCUCGCAUCUGGUAUCAGGUAAUGAGUAACCUCAACGCCCCAGCAUUUUUCAAGGUCUACGAUAUCGACGGAGAAGCCCCUGUUGGCACCAGAGAAGAGGCGUAUGAGCUGAUCAAAUCCACCAUCUCCAAGUAUUCAGCCGCCGAACUUGACAUUAAAAACAUGGAGAACGGAUUUUGCGGGCAGACUUGCUUCACGCCACAACACUGGGCAGAAACGUCGAUGGGCAAGCGACUGGCUACGCAUCCUUUGAUCGACUACGCGCAGGUCAAGGGCACUUCGGCAUUGCCACCCGUACCCUUUCCACAGACUGGUGAUGCUCGCCCGUUGACCGGCAUCAAGGUCGUUGAACUAGCCCGCGUAAUCGCUGGUCCAGCAAUGGGAGCGGCUCUUGCAGCCCUGGGUGCGGACGUCAUCAAAGUUCAAAGCCCCGACCUCCCCGAUCUGCAGCCUUUGAGUAUCACGCUUACCGCUGGUAAACGUACAUAUGCGUUGGACCUUCAGAAAGAGGACGACAGGCAAGCCUUGACUGACCUUAUGGCGGAUGCGGAUGUCAUAAUCCAAGCGUUCAGGCUACGCUCUCUCGAGCGGAAGGGCUUCGGGCUACAGGACUUGGUUGAGAUGUCGAGGCAACGUAACAAAGGAAUCGUCUACAUUGAUCUCAAUACCUAUGGACCGGAUGGCUACUACGCAGAACGCCCGGGAUUCCAGCAGAUUGCCGAUGCCGCUUCUGGGUGCUCUUAUGUCUGUGGCAAAGCUUAUGGAUUCGAGGACGGUGUCAGUGUCCUCCCUGCUCUUCCCGUUGCCGACAUGCUAGCUGGCGCGGUCGGUGUCGUCAACGUUCUCCUUGCUCUACGUGAUCGCGCAACUAAGGGCGGAUCAUAUCACGCCACCUCAGUCCUAACGUCGGUGGAUGUAAUACAACUGGGAGAGGCAUUUGGAUUGUAUUCGCCGGAUACAAUGAAGAGAAUCCAGGACAAGUAUGGUUUCAAACCCAUGACACCGGACCUGCACGUGGAAGAUCUUCUCUACAUCCUUGGGGAGGCUUGGUCAAGCCAUUCGGACCUUCUGCGCCGUGAUGGAUACAUGGUCACUUUCAACGAUACGGCAUAUGGCAAGAUGCACUCAAUAUUAUCUCCGAUCGUUCGGUUUGACAACGAUGAUUAUGAGACUUGGGCAUAA
Molecule: messenger RNA, 1659 nt
Organism: Alternaria incomplexa
Lineage: Eukaryota; Fungi; Ascomycota; Dothideomycetes; Pleosporales; Pleosporaceae
Exons: 4
Coding region: 1-1659 (552 amino acids)
Molecular function (GO): catalytic activity
Source: RefSeq, a predicted model, not a curated record